CGGACACUGCACUGGCAGAAUUGAGACCUUGUAGUCUCACAAGCCAUUCAUUAAGAAAAAAAACUAUGCACACAAGUUGAAAACCAUAAGUAUUUUUAUUCGGUGAAUAAAAAUAUUAACCUUAUUAUAAUUUGUUGCUUCGUAAUACGGUUAUAUGCAUUCCCUAAAGAUAAUAGAAAAUAUUAACCAUCAGACGUCAAGAUGCCAAUGUUAGACGGCAAAGAAAUCGAAAUAUUCUUCAGCGAAGAAGAUUUGCCAUAUGAAGAAGAAAUUUUAAGAAACCCUUUUUCUGUAAAACAUUGGCUUCGAUACAUAGAACAUAAGAAAGGAGCACCCAAACAUGAAAUUAAUAUGAUUUAUGAGAGAGCUUUGAAAGAGUUACCAGGAUCUUUCAAAUUGUGGUACAAUUACCUGAAAUUGAGAAGAUCACAGAUUCGAGGUCGCUGCAUCACUGAUCCUUGCUAUGAAGAUGUAAAUAAUUGCUUUGAACGCUCCUUAGUGUUUAUGCAUAAGAUGCCCAGAUUAUGGAUGGAUUAUUGUACAUUUUUGACUGAUCAGUAUAAAAUUACAUCAACUAGAAAAGCAUUUGAUAGUGCAUUACGAGCCUUACCAAUUACACAACACCACAGGAUUUGGCCCCUCUAUUUGAAUUUCUUAAAAAAACAUAACAUACCUGAAACAGCAGUGAGAGUAUUCAGAAGAUAUUUGAAACUUUGCCCUGAAGAUACAGAAGAAUAUAUUGACUAUCUCAUUGCUAUCAACAAGUUAGAUGAAGCAGCACUAAAAUUAGCUCAAAUUGUCAACAAUGAAAAUUUUCAAUCAAAGCAUGGAAAGUCAAACCAUCAGCUGUGGAAUGAACUGUGUGAGCUCAUAUCAAAGAAUCCAGAUUCAAUUCAUUCCCUCAAUGUAGAUGCAAUAAUCAGAGGAGGAUUGCGAAGGUAUACAGAUCAGUUAGGACAUUUAUGGAAUUCUCUUGCAGAUUACUAUGUAAGGAGUGGUUUGUUCGAAAGAGCAAGGGAUAUUUAUGAAGAAGCUAUUCAAACUGUUACCACAGUUAGAGACUUCACCCAAGUUUUUGAUGCCUAUGCACAGUUUGAGGAGCUCAGUUUGAGCAAAAAGAUGGAAGAAGUUGCAAAGAAACCAAAUCCCACUGAGGAUGAUGAUAUCGAUCUAGAGCUUAGACUGGCAAGGUUUGAAUACUUAAUGGAAAGAAGAUUGCUCCUCCUAAACUCAGUACUGUUAAGACAAAAUCCUCAUAAUGUUGCAGAAUGGCACAAAAGGGUCAAACUUUAUGAUGGAAAACCACAUGAAAUUAUUGAUACUUACACAGAAGCUGUUCAAACAGUAGAUCCCAAGUUAGCAGUGGGAAAGUUAUACACAUUGUGGGUUGGCUUUGCUCAGUUUUAUGAAAAGAAUGAUCAGAUAGAAGAUGCUAGACUCAUUUUUGAAAAAGCGACACAAGUAAAUUAUGCAAAAGUAGAUGACUUAGCUUCUGUCUGGUGCGAGUGGGCUGAAAUGGAAAUUAGGCACGAAAAUUAUGAAGAAGCCCUUAAACUAAUGCAAAGAGCUACUGUUCUGCCUAGUAGAAAAGUAGCAUAUCAUGAUGACACAGAAAUAGUACAGAUGCGUUUAUACAAAUCACUGAAAGUGUGGUCUAUGUAUGCAGAUUUGGAAGAGAGUUUUGGCACUUAUAAAUCAUGCAAAGCAGUUUAUGACCAUAUCAUUGAUUUGAAAAUAGCAACACCUCAAAUAAUAAUAAACUAUGGAUUGUUUCUAGAAGAACAUAACUACUUUGAAGAAGCUUUCAGAGCUUAUGAAAAAGGCAUUGCACUUUUCAAAUGGCCAAAUGUGUAUGACAUUUGGAACACGUAUCUAACGAAAUUUUUGAAAAGAUAUGGUGGAACUAAGCUUGAAAGAGCUAGAGAUCUGUUUGAACAAUGUCUCGAGCACUGCCCUCCUGAAUUUGCUAAAUCAAUUUUCUUAUUAUAUGCUAAACUAGAAGAGGAACAUGGUUUAGCUAGACAUGCUAUGGCAGUUUACGAACGCGCCACUACAGCAGUUCUCCCAGAGCAGAUGUUUGAAAUGUUUAACAUCUACAUCAAGAAAGCUGCAGAAAUAUAUGGAGUACCUAAAACAAGACAAAUAUAUGAAAAAGCUAUUGAAACAUUGUCUGAAGAGAAAUCUAGAGAAAUGUGUAUACGUUUUGCAGAGAUGGAAACCAAAUUGGGUGAGAUUGAUAGAGCCCGAGCCAUUUAUGGACAUUGUAGUCAAAUGUGUGAUCCAAGAAUUACUUCAGAAUUUUGGAAUACUUGGAAAGAGUUUGAAGUUAGACAUGGCAAUGAAGACACAAUGCGAGAGAUGCUUAGAAUUAAGAGAAGUGUUCAAGCAACAUACAACACACAGGUGAAUAUGAUGUCUGCUCAGAUGUUGAGCUCUGCAGCACAAGCUGCUGGCACAGUUUCAGACUUGGCACCAGGAAUGAAGGAUGGUAUGAGGAUGUUAGAAGCUAAAGCAGCUGAAAUUGCUGUCCAAAGCAAAGGAAACAUCAUGUUUGUGAGAGGAGAAACACAAGGUCUAAAAGAUAGUUCAGACAAGGUGGUUAAUCCUGAUGAGAUCGACAUUGAUGAAGAAUCGGAGAACAGUGAAGAUGAAGAAGGAGAAGUUGCCCCAGUUGAGAAGAAAGAAAUUCCUGCUGCUGUCUUUGGCGGACUGGUCCCAGAAAAAUAAUAUGGUCUUUUGAAAUCAAAACCUACUUAUAAUAAUAUGAGUGAAUUCUUACUGUAAGAUUUUAGUAGUAUACAUAGAGUACUGUUAAGUCAAUGAUACUAAUCUGAGUAAUAAAUCAACUUUUAAUUAACUUACAUUU
Molecule: messenger RNA, 2866 nt
Organism: Hyposmocoma kahamanoa
Lineage: Eukaryota; Metazoa; Arthropoda; Insecta; Lepidoptera; Cosmopterigidae
Gene: fand
Product: pre-mRNA-splicing factor SYF1
Exons: 2
Coding region: 202-2727 (841 amino acids)
Biological process (GO): mRNA splicing, via spliceosome; generation of catalytic spliceosome for first transesterification step
Cellular component (GO): U2-type catalytic step 2 spliceosome; Prp19 complex; post-mRNA release spliceosomal complex
Molecular function (GO): protein binding
Source: RefSeq, a predicted model, not a curated record